AUGCACUUCACCACUGGCAUUGCCAUCUUUGCUGCACUCGCCACUUCGGCGUCCGCUUCAGGUUACUACCCUCGCGGAGAGACAGUCGCGACCAGCGCCGCCGCCUCCUCUACUGGAGCCCCCGCCUCGGACCCAAACGACCCAUGUCUCUGUGGCUCGUUCAGCUUGGAGCUCAUGCAGGCGUGCGUCGACGAGAACGAAGUGAUUGACGCCAACUCGGACAAGUGCCUUGCGGUGUUUUGCGCGCCUGGCGAGGCCGUGACUGACUGUGUCCGCUGUUUGGACCAUAUGCCUGGCAUUGGCAUCACGUACAACUAUACCGACACCGAGGGCAAUAUCCUGCAGAUCAACAAGGACGCCCAGUGCCCCGCUACUACCCCUACCCCUACCCCUACCGCCGCCGAAUCCGCACCCACGGCGGACAGCACCGGGUCCCCUGCCGACAUGUGCAACCCUUCCUGUGACAAGGUCAGCCAGGCGAUCCUCGAGGCGUGCGUUGAAAAGGACACCGGUGCCAUUCUAAACGGCACGGAGGCGUGCCAGAAUGUGGUUUGCACGAUCAGCCAAGACAUGUCCGACUGUGUCGGGUGCCUCAGUGCCCAGAACCCGGACGUUUUGGAUGACGGCCAACGCGCGAUUCUCAACAUCAACAAGGAGUCCACGUGCCCCCACACUGACAAUGGCGGCGCCAACUCCACCAAUGGAACCACUCCCGCCCUCUGCGACUCUGCCUGUGCCGCCACCUGCAACGCCACUUGUGCUCCCCUGUACCCCCAGCUGGUGGAACUGUGCGUCGACGAAUUCAACGUCUUCAAUGACACCGAGGCAUGCUCUACGGCGCUUUGUGGCAACCUGCGCGAGCAAAUGGUUGCAUGCGGCACCUGCCUGCUCCCUCUGGGUGAGCAGGUUGAGGAGUCGCCGUCGCUGGCCGUCCAAAUCUUCCAGACGCUGAGCUGCUUCGCCAACGACAACGACAACGGCAACGCCACGUCCACGGCCACUCGCGAGGGGCAGGCCAGUGGCACAGCUACUGCCAAGCCCGGUGACUCGACCGACAACAACGGUUCCCACAACGGCAACGGCAACGGCAACGGCGGUAAGGGCUGCAAGCGCCGCCGCCGCGCUCUCUAA
Apiotrichum porosum is the source of this 1131-nucleotide messenger RNA. RefSeq lists its product as uncharacterized. The record is from RefSeq and is a predicted model, not a curated record. The transcript has 4 exons. NCBI's taxonomy places the organism in Eukaryota, Fungi, Basidiomycota, Tremellomycetes, Trichosporonales, Trichosporonaceae. The coding region runs from base 1 to 1131 and encodes 376 amino acids.